Acanthocheilonema viteae is the source of this 969-nucleotide messenger RNA. The record is from the annotation of a GenBank genome assembly. NCBI's taxonomy places the organism in Eukaryota, Metazoa, Nematoda, Chromadorea, Rhabditida, Onchocercidae.
AUGGAACGGUUUCUACGUCUCGGUGGUCUUGGUGGUCUCAGUGGCUCUCAGUUUGGAAAUGCCAGUCCGGUAGACAGCAAUCAAGUAGACACAUCCGAAACAGUCUAUAUAUCAUCACUGGCUUUACUCAAAAUGUUGAAACAUGGUCGUGCAGGUGUACCCAUGGAGGUUAUGGGUUUAAUGUUAGGAGAAUUUGUAGAUGAAUAUACGGUGAACGUUAUCGAUGUGUUCGCAAUGCCGCAGUCUGGCACGGGAGUGUCAGUAGAAGCAGUAGAUCCAGUGUUUCAAGCCAAAAUGCUAGAUAUGUUGAAACAAACAGGACGACCUGAAAUGGUUGUUGGCUGGUACCAUUCACAUCCAGGAUUCGGCUGUUGGCUGUCAGGUGUCGAUAUUAAUACGCAACAGAGCUUUGAAGCUCUUUCAGAUAGGGCAGUUGCUGUGGUGGUCGAUCCAAUUCAGUCUGUCAAAGGAAAGGUAGUAAUUGAUGCAUUUCGAACGAUUAAUCCGCAAUCUAUAGCACUUAAUCAGGAGCCACGUCAAACCACUUCAAAUCUUGGACAUUUGCAAAAGCCGUCUAUUCAAGCAUUAAUUCAUGGUCUCAAUCGACAUUAUUAUUCGAUUCCAAUCAAUUAUCGAACUCACGAGCUUGAACAGAAAGUACAUUAUUUGCCACUUAAUGGAAUGCUGUUGAAUCUAAAUAAACAAACGUGGAUGGAUUCGCUCGGUCUGGAACAUUUCUCUGAUCACUGUGAGAAAAAUCAAGCAUCUAUGCAAAAAAUGUUGAAAUUGGCGAAGCUUUACAAAAAAGAUCUCGAAGAACAGGAGAAAAUGACGGAAGAACAGCUGGCUGUAAAAAAUGUGGGGAAACAAGAUCCAAAGAGGCACUUAGGUGAAACGGUGAAUGAAAUGCUUGCAGAUAAUAUCGUUCAGAGUCUUGCUUCCAUGCUCGAUACAUCAUCUUUUCAAUGA